CGUGAUUUGAUGGCGUGAAUCAUGUGGCAGAAGACGCUGCUGUGAAGACUGUUUGGCGCGCAAUGCUAUGCCGGACUUGUGCAACUCCAUGAAGCGUGGAAGAGGAGGGGGAAGAGGAGGAGGAGGAGAAGGAGGAGGAGGAGGAGGAGGAGGAGGAGGAGAUGGUAGUAAGAAAGAAGCAGGCUUGAGGUUGCUGAGUGGCUCAAUGACGGGGGAUGAGGGAGUAGAUCCCACGGGCAUCGAAGGGGCAGCAGCCGCGGACGGGCUAUCUGAUGGAGAGGAGCGGGGGGACGAAGAGAGAGAGGAGGAAAACAAGAAUGGAAUUGACUGUGAAUCUUCUUAUGCAAUUGACCGUCGCCGGAUCUUAAUCUCCCCAUCAUCAUCAUCAUCAUCAUCAACGUCAACAUCAUCAUCAUCAACAACAAGAUCAUUAACGUUGUCGUCAACAGUCUAUGAUGACGAGCGGAGAGGCUGGUCCUUGGAGCGCGCACAGGGCGCGCAGUGUGCUGCGGAUGGUGAGCGGAGUAGCUUGUCCGCGGAGCGCGCGCAGGGCGCGCAAUGUGCUGCUGCUGUCGCAGGCCGAUCGUCGCUAGAGACACGCUUUGCAAAAGAUGGCCGGGAUCUGGAUCUCCAUCCAGACAGGCAGCAUGGUUGGAUGGGAGUCCCGACAGGCGUCCACGUAAGCAGUGACGGCGAGGAGGGGGGGGUGCCUGAUAAUUGUGAUGAUGACGUGGCGAAAUCGAGCGCCGGAGGCUUGGAGCAGUCGCCGAGGAGGAAAGAUGGAGGAGGAGGAGGAGGAGGAGGAGGAGGGGGGGGGGAGAGAACGCUACGACCUCUCUUCUUCACACCGGAUCAGCAUCCACCAGCGGCUGAGUUGGAUGACUCGGGCCACGUGGCAGCCUAUGCGGGGCAGAGGGCUGCCUCUCGUCGGGAUCGGGACGUCUUCCCCUCUCCUAAGGAAGGCGGCGAUCGCGAUCGGGGUGGAGUUUUGCCGAGCAGGGCCGCUUUCUCCUCCCACACCGAGGAGGAGGAGGAGGAGGAGGAGGAGGAGCUUAGCUGCGCCCUUAAGCUAAACGACAAAACGCAGGAGGAUAAGGCAGUUUGUCGUUUCGCGGCGUGCACAGCAACAGGAGAAGGAGGCGCCCAGGAGGAGGAGGAGGAGGAGGAGGAGGGAAAGCUGACGGUUCAGGACAGCAGCACGGCAUCAGCCAACGGCGGAGGGCGUGUGUCAGCCACGGAGCAGAGGACUUCUUCCUCCACGGCGAUCGUUGGCGGCAAAAGUAGCGCUUCCUUAGAGGGCAAAUCUAACGGUGCAGAGCGGAGGCCUAACAGUGGUGCGGGGAGUCCGACGGCUGUUUUUAUCGUUGAUGGUGGCAAAGCGCUACAUUCCCCGCACGACUGCACAGCAGACAUAAACGACAACGAUGUCUCCGGCUAUGGAGGCAGUCGCGUUCCGCAGCUGGUGGUAGAGUCGGCUAUGGCGGCGGAGGGGGAGGAGAGGGAGGGGGAGGAGAGGGAUCGAGGGUGUGGAGAUGCUCCAGAUUGUGGUGAUGAUGCUGCACGUGGCGUCGUCACUGAGUUGUCGGGAGGGGAGGAGAGGGAGGAAGAGAAGAAGGAGAAAGAGGAGAAAGAGGAGAAGGAGAAGGAGAAGGAGAAGGAGAAGGAGGAGGAGGAUCUGUCAUCCGGACAUCGCGCAUAUGCUACGAUGGGGGAUUGUGAGAGAGGAGCGAUUUCAGAGAGAGUACAUGCUUGUCAGGAAAGAGUGGGUUCAGAAGGCAUCAACGAUUCUGCAACCGAUCGCCUUGCCAAGGUGGUUGCGUGUGCCAGCAGCUGUACAGCGGGGAGGAGCGAGUUGAGGACUACUGGCGGACAGUGUAGCAGCGAUGGUGGUCGUCGGGAUGCGUCAGGCGGCAGCCACUCCGCACAUGCCACGUGGCGCAAUGACGAGAGAGGCGUGAUUUCAGAAAGCAUUGAUAGUUGUGAGGAGGUCCGUGCUUCGUCAUUCGAUGGAUGUGCUGUUGCCGCCGAGUCCUCCCUUGGGAGAGAAUAAUGAUCGACCUUAUCUGCUUUCGGAUAAGGAGAAUAGGGAUAGG
Molecule: messenger RNA, 2093 nt
Organism: Chara braunii
Lineage: Eukaryota; Viridiplantae; Streptophyta; Charophyceae; Charales; Characeae
Source: the annotation of a GenBank genome assembly